This is a messenger RNA of Pyrenophora tritici-repentis Pt-1C-BFP, 573 nucleotides long. RefSeq names its product Cnl2-NKP2 multi-domain protein. The record is from RefSeq and is a predicted model, not a curated record. Gene Ontology annotation, biological process: chromosome segregation. Gene Ontology annotation, cellular component: kinetochore; Mis6-Sim4 complex. Lineage: Eukaryota; Fungi; Ascomycota; Dothideomycetes; Pleosporales; Pleosporaceae.
AUGUCCUCGCAAGAAGCUAAGCUCCUUGGUGACUUCCUCCUGGCACCCGCUCCUCUACGCGACUUUGUCACACUACGCGACUUUACCGACAUCUUCCCCCGUACCCAUCGUGCGAAUCCGGCCGUCCAAGAUAUCUACCGGGAGCUCCACAGAUUGCGAGAGAAGGAAAUUGAACUUGUACGCCGAGAUAUCGCCGAUGAGGUCAAGCGGUCCAAGCAAUUGAGGCGCGAAUAUGCUCGCGAGAGACGUCAACUGGACAAUGCGACCGUAGCAGGACUGGACACUGUUACGCUUCAGAUGGAAGAAGAGUUGUCUGGGAGCAGUCGCAAGAAACCGCAUACGCUACAAACCGUCCACUCCGACAUCGAAGAGGCAUGCCAGAGCAUCGAGGCACAGAUUGCCGAAAUAGAGCAAGAAAAUAAUAGAGUCUUAGCUGAGGUUCAAGACGUGGUUGGCGCGCUCAGUGACCUUCGACAUGGCCGGUUCCCCUCCUCAGCCAGUGGUGAGGCUCUUGGAGAACAAGUCCUGACAACCCUCGGACGACUGGAAGCUGUCUGCGAGAAGCCUGCUUGA